Messenger RNA from Oppiella nova, 390 nucleotides. The record is from the annotation of a GenBank genome assembly. NCBI's taxonomy places the organism in Eukaryota, Metazoa, Arthropoda, Arachnida, Sarcoptiformes, Oppiidae.
AUGUUCAAAGAAUAUUACAUAGAAUCCGAAAUUAGUUUCUUUGAGUCGACUACCGAAACACAUUUAAAUAAACUACCAAAAGCUCAAAAACCGUUGCCAUCAAAGGAAGACUGCAUUUCAUUGUGGAAUGCCGUUGGAGGAGAGGGAGGAAAUCUGCGAAAUGUUGCGGCGAAGAGUAGUGUAGCGAUGGGUGGAGUCCUAAAGCUCUACGAAGACUGUCUGCGCUCUGAAGAAGGCAUUCGGUAUCGAAGGAACUACUGGUCAAAGAGUAGCGACAAAACCAACAAAAUCAGCGAUAUCUCCAAAAUUAUUAUGAAUUUAUAUGAGCCAUGAAUGAUCUCAUUACUCCAUUUGUAAAUCGUUAUUAUUUAAACUACUCUGCUAAGAAAU